Molecule: messenger RNA, 4915 nt
Organism: Corticium candelabrum
Lineage: Eukaryota; Metazoa; Porifera; Homoscleromorpha; Homosclerophorida; Plakinidae
Exons: 16
Coding region: 8-4744 (1578 amino acids)
Biological process (GO): oligopeptide export from mitochondrion
Cellular component (GO): mitochondrial inner membrane
Molecular function (GO): ABC-type oligopeptide transporter activity; ATP hydrolysis activity; ATP binding
Source: RefSeq, a predicted model, not a curated record
GUGGGCGAUGCUCGGAUGGUCAACGUUUGCUACAGGCGUUGCAGCCGGAGAGUAUUACCUUCUCUGUCGUGUGAAAGAGGAUUCACGCCCUAAAGGAUAUCAAAUGUUACUUAAUAUUAAUUCACCUGUUGAUAUAAACUCAUCAUUUGAAAGAGAUGACAGCGACGAUGGUGACAAUGAUGAUGGAAAUGAAACCAGCAGCGACAAUGACUCGGACGCCGACAAAGAAAUGCAACGUUUAGGUGACGAAAAACCAAAGAAAAAGAAAAAGUCACUCACAGCUAUGAAACAGAAAGGAACCGUUUGGCGACUACUCAAAAUGUCAAAGCCAGACAUCGGGUUUAUUCUCACUGGUUUCCUUUUUCUUGCGUUGGCGGCGGCAUCGGACACAUUCCAGCCGUACUACUUUGGUCAGGUGAUCGACAGCAUUGCCAUCAAACAAGACGAGAAUGCAUUCUUUCAAGCAAUUGUAAUUAUUUCCGGAUUAGCGCUGAUUAGUUCACUCGGAGCCGGACUUCGAGGGAUGUGCUUUUUGAUAUCAAUGGCUCGACUUAACAUUCGUAUUAGAAAUUGUCUGUUUGGGUCGUUAGUAAAGCAAGAGAUUGGAUUUUUUGAUACGACAAAAACUGGGAGUGUUACGUCACGUUUGACGUCUGAUACUACGAAGAUGAGUGAUCAGUUGUCGCUUAAUUUGAACAUAUUUCUGAGGAGUGCAGCUCGUGCUGUUGGAUCUUUGGUGUUCAUGUUUAGUUUGUCGUGGAAGUUGACGGUCGUUGUUCUAUUGCAAGUUCCGGUUAUUGCAUUGAUUACUCAUUAUUAUGGAAAGUAUUAUAAGAAACUUUCAAAAGCAGUUCAAAGUUCUUUAGCGAAGGCAAACAAUGUUGCAGAUGAAGUCCUGUCGUCAAUGAGGACAGUUAGGUCAUUUGCAAAUGAGUUAAGAGAAUGUGAUCGUUAUAGUGUAAAGCUGAAGGCAACAUUUCGUCUGAAUGUGAAACAGGCGGUGGCUUACUUUGGAUAUCAAUCAACUAACAGGGGGCUAGAGUUGAUGUCUGAUGUUGCCCUUUUAUAUUACGGAGGCUGGUUGGUGUUACACACCGAAGUAACUGCUGGACAUCUCGUGUCAUUCAUUUUGUAUGCUGAAGAGCUUGGAGGUGCAGUGGAGGAUAUUGGCAGCGUGUUCACUGGACUAAUGCAAGCUGUAGGAGCCGCCGACAAGGUCUUCACAUUGAUUGAUCGGAAACCCAAAAUUGAUCACUACGAAGGCUCAGCCAAGCCAGAGACUCUUAGAGGUCGCAUUGAAUUCAGGAACGUCUCGUUUGCUUAUCCUUCGCGGCCCGACUCUCUUGUGCUGAAGAAUGUGUCGUUUAGAGCAGAACCUGGCGAUGUGAUUGCUUUGGUUGGUGUGAGUGGUGGAGGGAAGACGUCGUGUAUUAGUUUGUUGCAACGAUUUUAUGAUCCGGUGAGUGGCUCUGUUCUUAUUGAUUCAAGACCGUUGCCAUCGUAUGAUCACAAAUUUCUACAUACAAAAAUGUCAAUGGUUGGUCAAGAACCUGUUUUGUACGCUUCAACAGUAGAAGACAACAUUGCUUACGGAAUGGACAACACAGACAGAGACACGGUUAUAGCAGCAGCACAAAUUGCAAACGCACACAAUUUCAUUGACGCAAUGAGCAAGGGAUACAAAACACAGACUGGAGAGAAAGGUGUUCAGCUUUCUGGAGGACAGAAACAGCGGUUGGCGAUAGCUCGUGCUGUCAUACGGGAUCCGGCAAUUCUAUUGCUUGAUGAAGCGACUAGUGCAUUGGAUGCAGAGAGUGAACAUCUUGUACAAGAUGGUUUGUAUAGAAAGAUGAAGGACAAGACUGUGUUGGUGGUGGCUCAUCGUUUGAGUACCGUGGAAAACGCGACUAAGAUUGUAGUGAUUGACAAAGGAAUCGUUGUGGAGCAAGGAACACACCAAGACUUGCUGAGAAUUGGUGGUCUGUAUGCUAAACUCGUGCAAAGACAGUUAAUGCCAGCCAAACAAAACCAGAAUCUCAGUGACAUACUCGCAGACAGUGAGCAAAUGGUUAACACAUCACCACAACAUCACCACUCUCUGCAACGUUCUGAAACAAACAGCGACUCAGACAGAGAAGAAACCUCCUCAGGAUCAGUGAACUUUAAUCUACUAACAAAUGUAGCAGAAAUCCUGCAAACAGAGAAAGAGCGCUGUACAGUACCACACAAUCAACAUCCAUCGGUGAGUGCGAGGGCAACACUUUCGCGCACACAACGAUCCGGGUACUCGCGGGUCGCCUCAACGAUGUCAAAAUCGGCACUAAUUUUCACGGCAAUUUUGUUCUGGAGCAUAUUCGACGUGUUUCUCUCACUACUAAUUUACAUCCGGUUUGAUUUCAAUGACUGGAGUUUGAUCGGAAACGGAGUUUUUCGCCACCGCAUCGCAUCGUCGCCGUUCGACGUCUUUCUCUUUGCCAUUCUACGUUGCUCCGUCGUCGUCGGAUGUACACUCGGCCGAGCAUUGUCUCGAGACAGACAGACGGCCGCGAGGAGACUCUCGAAACUUACCCCAUUGGUUGCCAUAGCAACGGUUCUUCAGUUGUCAUAUUUUGUGGUCAAGUUUUUAAUCAGUAAAGAGUAUGACAUGAGUGGUCAUGUUGUUAUGCAGUCGAUCGGAGCUUCGGUCGGUAGUCUGUCUACGGCUCCAACUACGAACAAGCCGUCAACGUCGAACUCUGCAUAUCAUCCAUGGUUAUGGGCGCUACUCGGUUGGUCAGGAUUUGCCACGUGUGUCUCAGCAGGAGAGUACCACGUGCUACAUCGAAUUAAAGACGACUUACAUCCGGUCGGAUAUCAAAGACUUAUUAAUAUCAACUCAGAGUAUGCAUCACCCAACAAAGACAAGAGUGAUAGCGACACCGACUCCGACGGUGAUAAAGAGAUGCAGGCUACAGCUGCUGGUAUAAAGAGACGCCCUCGUUCUCGAUCUGUGACAUCACAGAGGACGACAGUGUGGCGAUUAUUCAAAAUGUCGAAACCGGAUGUCAGUUUUAUUGCAUCCGGUUUCUUCUUCCUCUCGUUAGCGGCCGCCUCGGACACCUUCCAACCAUACUACUUUGGUCAAGUCAUUGACAGCAUCGCUAUCCAACAGAAUGAGAACGCAUUUUCACAAGCUAUUUUUGUUAUCUGUGGAUUGGCGUUGGUUAGUGCGCUAGGCGCCGGUCUUCGUGGCAUGUUUUUUAGCUUCUCGAUGGCGAGACUCAAUAUUCGUAUCCGGAAGUAUCUGUUUGGGUCGUUAACACGGCAGGAAAUCGGAUUCUUUGAUGUUACAAAGACGGGAGGUUUGACGUCACGGUUGUCAUCGGAUACGACGAAAAUGAGCGACCAGUUGUCGUUGAAUUUGAAUAUAUUUUUGAGGAGUGUUGCUCGUUCGCUCGGAUGUUUGGUGUUUAUGUUUGAGUUGUCAUGGAAACUGUCAAUAGUCGUUUUGUUGGAGGUGCCGCUGAUUGCAUUGGUUACUCAUUAUUAUGGAAAGUUUUAUGAGAAAAUAUCAAAAGCAGUCCAGACCUCAUUGGCAAAGGCUAACAAUGUUGCAGAGGAAGUGUUGUCGUCUAUGAGAACAGUUCGGUCGUUUGCUAAUGAGAAGGGAGAGUGUGAGCGCUACAGCAUGAAGCUCAAGGAAACGUUUCGUCUGAACGUGAAGGAAGCGUUUGCCUACUUUGGUUAUAGAUCUACUAACAGGGGACUAGAGUUGCUAUCCAACGUUGUUAUCUUAUACUAUGGAGGUUGGCUGGUGUUACAUCACGAGGUCUCUGCAGGACAUCUCGUAUCAUUUGUUCUUUAUGCUCAAGAACUUGGAGGAGCAUUGGAGGACAUUGGUGCAGUAUUCACGGGUCUAAUGGAAGCCGUAGGAGCCGCUGAUAAAGUUUUCAAGUUGAUCGAUCGCCAGCCUAAAAUCGAUCACAACGAAGGCUCAUCAAAGCCCAAAACCUUUCGUGGUUGCAUCGAAUUUCGAGACGUCUCGUUUGCUUAUCCUUCACGACCGGAUUCGUUUGUGCUUCAAAAUGUGUCAUUUAAAGCAGAACCUGGAGACGUGAUUGCUUUGGUUGGUCCAAGUGGUGGAGGAAAGACGUCGUGUAUUAGCUUGCUGGAACGAUUUUAUGAUCCGUUGAGUGGGUCUGUGCUGAUUGAUUCGAAGCCGUUGUCGUGUUAUGAUCAUAAGUACUUACACACAAAAGUAUCAAUGGUCGGUCAGGAGCCGACAUUGUAUGCAUGCACAAUACAAGAGAAUAUCACUUAUGGAAUAAGUGACGUAACACAAGAAAGAGUCACAACUGCAGCCAGGCUAGCAAAUGCUCACGACUUCAUCGAAAGAAUGAAUGCAGGAUACCAAACACAGGCUGGAGAGAAGGGAGUUCAACUCUCAGGCGGCCAAAAACAGCGAGUGGCAAUUGCUCGAUCAAUCAUCAGAGAUCCCGCAGUUUUAUUACUCGAUGAAGCAACUAGUGCGUUAGAUGCAGAGAGUGAGCACCUUGUUCAAGAUGGUUUGUUUCGAUGUAUGAAGGAUAAGACUGUGGUGGUCGUUGCUCAUCGACUGAGCACAGUGGAGAACGCAACGAGAAUCAUAGUGAUCGACAAAGGCGUCGUAGUCGAGCAAGGAACGCAUCAAGAAUUGUUGAGAGUUGAUGGUUUGUAUGCAAAGCUAGUGCAGAGACAACUGUUGCCGAUGAAAAGGGAAGAGUGAUGAACAGUCAAACUGCAAGUCUUCAGGAAAUUUUCACACUCCAUAAAAGCCGCACUUAUGGUGGCAGUUAGAAUUUCUAUUCACUUGGUAACUGCAAUUAUUAAUAUUGUGUAAUAAGUUAUUGGCCAAUGAUCAGACGUCAUGUUUUCUUGAAUAUAUUUUGUAAUCAUA